CAACAAUUGGAAAGCAUGGUUUGCGCUGUAUUGUUCCUGUUCUUUUGAAUCGUUUGUAAAAGUUUUCUUCUCAUUUAAAACCUUUAAUUAACGUACAUACAAAAUGGUCAAAAAAACGUCUCGUUAUUUCACCGAGAAAGAAGCAAGCAAUGCGUCAGAGGAACACCAGGAUACUUCACUCCCGAAGGUUGAAAUAAAACAGGACAUAGAAUCGGAACAGAAAGGGAAACAUCCGGCAACCAGAAAAGGAAAACGUGACAAAAAUGCCUACCAAAAUGCACCCAUUAGACAGAAACAUCAAAAAGCACUUCAAAUUCCCAUUGAUCCGGCCGCUUUAUUGCGUCAUUCGCGGGGCGAAUCUAUGAAUAUAGCCGGUGUGAAAUCAAAAUUGCAUAAAAUCAAUGAAAAGCGUAAGGACAUUAAUAUUGAGUACGCUGCACAGCAAGCUGCUCGGGCGGAAAUUUUACUGCACGAAGAGGAAGGUUAUCUUGAAGCGGAUGAAGGCGAAAGCACAACCAACAUCACGCAAAAGGAAAUAGUGGACAAUGUGGACAUAACAACAGCAACGAAACACUUCAACUUAGCUCUUGACUUUGGUCCGUAUCGCGCACGUUAUACGAAGAACGGUAAGUUCUUGCUGCUGGGCGGGAAACUGGUCGUACUGGCCGUGUUGGCUUGUUCGGCGGAGGAAAAGAAGGAGAAGGACAAGGAUAUUGGUACGGUGGUCGGUAUUGAUCUCGGCACGACGUACUCGUGCGUCGGUGUGUACAAAAAUGGACGCGUAGAAAUUAUUGCCAACGAUCAGGGUAACCGUAUUACUCCGUCCUACGUGGCAUUUACCGCCGACGGUGAACGUCUGAUUGGUGAUGCCGCCAAGAAUCAGCUGACGACGAACCCCGAAAAUACUGUGUUCGAUGCGAAACGUUUGAUCGGGCGCGAGUUCACCGACCAUACGGUGCAACACGACAUUAAGCUGCUUCCAUUCAAGGUGAUUGAGAAGAAUUCGAAACCACACAUCAAGGUAUCGACCGGCCAGGGUGAUAAGGUGUUCGCGCCGGAAGAAAUCUCCGCCAUGGUGCUGGGCAAGAUGAAGGAAACGGCCGAAGCCUAUCUGGGCAAGAAGGUUACGCACGCGGUCGUCACGGUGCCGGCCUACUUUAACGAUGCGCAGCGUCAGGCUACGAAGGAUGCGGGAACGAUCGCUGGACUGGUGGUGAUGCGUAUCAUCAACGAACCGACGGCGGCCGCCAUUGCGUACGGGUUGGACAAGAAGGAUGGUGAAAAGAACGUGCUGGUGUUCGAUCUUGGCGGUGGUACCUUCGAUGUGUCGCUGUUGACCAUUGACAACGGUGUGUUUGAGGUAGUGGCCACGAACGGUGACACCCAUCUGGGCGGUGAAGAUUUCGAUCAGCGCGUGAUGGAUCACUUCAUCAAGAUGUACAAGAAGAAGAAGGGCAAGGAUAUUCGCAAGGACAAUCGCGCAGUUCAGAAGCUGCGUCGCGAGGUGGAGAAGGCGAAGCGUGCCCUUUCGGCUAGCCACCAGGUUCGCAUUGAAAUUGAAUCGUUCUUCGAGGGUGAUGAUUUCAGCGAAACGCUUACCCGGGCGAAGUUUGAGGAGCUGAACAUGGAUCUGUUCCGGUCGACGAUGAAGCCCGUGCACAAGGUGCUGGAAGAUGCGGACAUGACGAAGAAUGAUGUCGAUGAGAUUGUGCUGGUCGGUGGAUCGACUCGUAUCCCGAAGGUGCAACAGCUGGUGAAAGAAUUCUUCAAUGGCAAGGAACCAUCCCGUGGUAUUAAUCCCGAUGAGGCUGUCGCAUACGGUGCCGCUGUACAGGCCGGUGUGCUUUCGGGCGAACAGGAUACCGAUGCGAUUGUGCUGCUGGACGUCAACCCACUGACCAUGGGAAUUGAGACGGUGGGAGGUGUGAUGACGAAGCUGAUCCCGCGCAACACUGUCAUCCCGACGAAGAAGUCACAGAUCUUCUCGACUGCCUCGGACAAUCAACACACCGUCACGAUCCAGGUGUACGAGGGUGAGCGUCCAAUGACGAAGGAUAACCAUCUGUUGGGUAAAUUCGAUCUGACCGGCAUUCCACCGGCACCGCGUGGUAUCCCACAGAUUGAAGUGUCGUUCGAAAUCGAUGCCAACGGUAUUCUGCAAGUGUCGGCCGAGGAUAAGGGUACUGGCAACCGGGAAAAGAUCGUAAUCACCAAUGACCAGAACCGGUUGACCCCCGAUGAUAUUGACCGCAUGAUUAAGGAUGCGGAACGGUUUGCCGAUGAUGAUAAGAAGCUGAAGGAACGUGUCGAGGCACGGAACGAGCUGGAAAGCUAUGCAUACAGCCUGAAGAAUCAGCUUAGCUCGAAGGAUAAGCUCGGUGCAAGCGUGUCGGACGACGAUAAGGCUAAGAUGGAGGAAGCGAUCGACGAGAAGAUCAAGUGGCUGGACGAAAACCAGGAUACGGAGGCAGAAGAGUACAAGAAACAGAAGAAGGAGCUGGAAGACAUUGUGCAGCCAAUCAUUGCCAAGCUGUACGCCAGUACUGGCGGUGCCCCACCACCGACGGCCGGUGGUGAAGAUGACGAUGAGCUGAAGGAUGAGCUGUAAGUGAAAGAUGCUUUUGCCGACCCCGAAGAAAAGGCGCGAUCCUUCCAUAACGACAAAGCAAUUGCAUUUGCCGUAAAAAUGCACAUUUAAAAUCGUCGUUCACACACACUCUCAUUGUUCUGUUUUGUGAUGAUUUUAUCAUGUGGGGGCGCUAUUUGGAACACUUGCUGUGAUGUGGGCAUCAUUCAACAAUGUUUCUAUCCAUCUCUCGGGGGAGAAUUCAUUUCCACAUCUCAAGCAGUCAACUUCAUCGCAAACUUUAUCGAUAGUGAUAUAUGGGGGGAGCGUGCUGGAAGUUAUUGGCGCCUUUUAUCCCGGACGCAAUGCGCUCCAUAUGGAAAGAUCGUUGGAGCAGCACAUUUUCCGAGUCUCAUCUUAUUUUCUAGAUGAGUGAUACUCACCCAACAACAAAACACGCAUUACAAACACAAACAGAAGAAAAUGGAGAUUCGUAUUAGUGUGGAACAAGUUUUCAUAACAAGAAAUUUAACAGAGCGAUAAAACAAGAGCAGUACACACACACACACACGGUAGAAUUACGCAGGGGUGUUUUUUUGUUUUCUCUUAAAGUAAUAGUUGCAAGCUUUCGUUUGUUUGUAAUUGUUUAACAAAUAAUAUUAUGUCCGAGCAACAACAACAGCGGUGGGUAGGUGUGUAGAGUAGAUGUAUGUAGGCAUGAGUCGUUCGCAGUUUUUGUUUUUUAUUUAUUGAGCAAGAGAAGUGCAGAAAUCCUAAAGAUAAUACUUACACAAGGCAGAAAACCAGAAAAUAGCGCGCAACUAGUAAAGAAAAGUAGCAAAAAUAGGUCCUGGAGGCCCCAGAAGGGAAGGUGUUCAAGAUAUACAGCAAGGUAUUCACAAGGAUAUGCCCGGGGCACUUUGCUGCAUGUCCUUUCAACCUUCCACACCGACACAGACAGCGCGGAUCGUGUUUCUUAUUACGUUAGUUCCAUUAAUGUGCUGUGUUAUGCACGGUGCAGUAAUAGGUAGAAUAUGAAGACGGGGGUGCUGAUAGUGUGAAGCUUCUUCCUUCACUAUUAACUUCACAGCACCAUCCUAAUUCAUGCGUCCCUCAACCAGAGCGAGAAAUGAUGCAAACGAAAGCAAAACCUUGAUAAUAUGCUUAAAUCCGAUCUGUAAAGCCUUGAAGAAGUUUUACCUCAAGAAGUUGAUCUUUGACUCGCUUGUUUUUGUGUUAUUUUUACCAUUCCUGAGAGACUUCUGUUAAUGUUGUGUUAAUCAACGAUGUAAAGCACGUUCUCUACUGCCCAGACAGUGAGAAACAGGGAAACCCCCUCCGGAACAAACUCUACAGAUAAACGAAAACCUUAGGUAAACACAUGUGCGAUUUCAAGAUCCUUUAGUUUCCAUGUAAAACCUUGUACACCCUAAGUGCUACAAUUCCGUUUCAGUUCGUUUCAUUGUUUCUCGUCCAUCGACUGAACCUAAUGUAA
Anopheles moucheti is the source of this 4061-nucleotide messenger RNA. RefSeq names its product endoplasmic reticulum chaperone BiP (gene Hsc70-3). The record is from RefSeq and is a predicted model, not a curated record. Gene Ontology annotation, biological process: cellular response to unfolded protein; protein refolding; endoplasmic reticulum unfolded protein response. Gene Ontology annotation, molecular function: ATP binding; ATP hydrolysis activity; misfolded protein binding. The transcript has 3 exons. The coding region runs from base 104 to 2608 and encodes 834 amino acids. NCBI's taxonomy places the organism in Eukaryota, Metazoa, Arthropoda, Insecta, Diptera, Culicidae. Gene Ontology annotation, cellular component: endoplasmic reticulum lumen; membrane; cytoplasm.